UGUUGCACACCUCAUAGCGCAAAAAUGGAAAAGUGAGCCAGGCCAUUGGUCCAUCUCCCUCAAUACUGUCAACACUGAUUGCGGGAGCUCUCCAGGGUUUCAGGCAGGGGCCUCUCCCAGCAGUACCUGAGAUGCCAUGACUUGAACCUGGUACCACCCCCCCCCCCGGUAAAUAAGACUCCCCACUUCCUUCUCAGCCGGAAUUCUGGCUUCCCUCCCUUAUCCCUUCCGAGAAUCCAGUUGCAGAUUUUGUCUCCUGAUGGGGCUCCUGUGCCAUUUAACAGGCGUAGGGAUACGACUUUUCUCCGGCCUAGAGAGACAGCGAUGCAGCAGCAGUGCAGGGCUGGCUCCCACUCCGCAGAGGGAGCAGGAGGUGCGCCGGACGCAACAAGGAGGGCUUUUCGCAUUGUGACCAGCAUCGCUCAGGACCUUUCAGUCCACAUUCUGACAUUGUUGCCCCGCUGAUGCCCCGCCCGAAGCAAAAGCUUCUCUCUGCUCAAGCGACCCCCCUUCCAUCCUCCCCUCCCCCCUUGCCAUGAAGAAAACCCUACGCAAAAACCAAGGCGAGCGUUACCGCCUGAAAUUCCGGCGCUUGCGCCGUGCGGCCAAAGUGCUGGUUUACGAGAAUGCAGCUCUGUGCGAUGAGAUUGCCAGGCUCGAGGCGAAAUACCUGCGUGUCCGUGAAGAGCGCCGGUUCCUGCUCGCUCGCCUGUUGCAAGCGCAAGCCCUGGCGGAAGACGAGCCUCCUCUGCCGGCCGUCGCUUCUGCUUCGCAGCCCUCGCCGGAUGAGCCGGCUGCCCGCAAGCCCCGCCGAGAGCGCAAAGGCAAAGAGAAUGGCCGGGCCUCCAAGCGCAGGGCGGCCCCCGAUCUCAGCGUCCGCCGGCUGGUUCCGCCGCUUCCCUUGGAUCCUUCCGGGCGGCCGGUUUUACCCAUUGCGUUGGGUCCACUGACCGUCUACAGCUUGGGGGAAAUUGUUCCCGACCGCCCAGGCUUCCACACGGAGAUGGCCAUCUAUCCCGUCGGUUACUGCAGCACCAGGAUCUUCGCCAGCACCCGCAGACCAGUCCACCGCUGCCUCUACACCUGCCAGAUCAAGGAUGGCGGUGGCGGGCCACACUUUGAGAUUGCCCCUGAGGACGAGCCGGGCUGCGUGGUCGCUGGCUCCACUCCAGAUGCCUGCCACGCUCAGCUUCUUGAGGCUGUGGGAGCAGCGCAGCUUGAGCCAGCAGGGGCCGAGUUCUUUGGCCUCUCCCACCCGGCCAUUCAGCACCUCAUCCAGAGCUGCCCAGGAGCUCGCAAGUGCACCGGGUACCGCUGGCUGCGCUUUGAGGUGUGCCGCCAAGCGGAUGGCCCCCCUCCUGAGGGGUUGCCCUCAGGAAACCCUGGGACUGACUAUGAGGCUUUCCAAAGCCAAGGCCUGGCUGGACCUGUGGGCCUGGACUUCCCCACCGCCACCCCUUCCCCACCAAGUGGCAACGGAUAUGCAGAACUUUUUCUGCCCUGCGCUCCCUCAGGAGGGUCCCCCAUCCCCCAAAGCCCAGAGAGUGACACUGACUGAAUUGGGCCGAAGGCCACAGGCCGGAGCCGUCCAUUAUUCCACCUGAGUUUUCUAGUAGCUGCAACUGCAUAGAUGUCAUAAACUGCUAGUUCUGCUUUGAAGCUGGAGCUGUCUCUUUUAUUCUUCAUGGGCAUCAGUUUGCAUGGAGACACCCUAACAGGGGUAGCCAAUGUGGUGCCCUGCAGAUGCGGUUGGACUACAGCUCCCAUCACCCUGAGCUAGUAUGGCCAAUGAUCAGGCAUGAUAGGAAUUGCAGUCUUAACAGCACCUGGAGGGCAAUGUGUUGGCUGUCUCUCCCCUGGAGUAGCCAUGUAUUUACAUUCACACACACUAUUGAAAUAAGUACUUCAAAUGAUUGCUUGUCAAUUUUCUUCUUUCGGUGUUUCUGCUUUAAUGAAAAUCACUGUCACUAAUGGUUGGGGGUUUCCUUGGGUCAAGCCGGAGCAGAAUUAGGCCAAUAUUGGCGGAAUCAUGUGGGCUUGCUUAACUCUUUACAAAGAGACAUUUGCAUUGGAGGAGGAGCUGAUGGCGACUGAACAAAGCAUUGUGACAGGUUCUUCUACUUUCUUGGGCCUGUAUGAUAAGAGGCUUGUAUACAGGACUCAUCAGUGAAAUCUGUUUGUAAUAAAGCUUUUGAAAUUUUG
Messenger RNA from Podarcis raffonei (Aeolian wall lizard), 2202 nucleotides. It is a transcript of the gene FYRD1, whose product is annotated as transforming growth factor beta regulator 1. The coding region runs from base 536 to 1558 and encodes 340 amino acids. Gene Ontology annotation, cellular component: nucleus. The transcript is spliced from 2 exons. NCBI's taxonomy places the organism in Eukaryota, Metazoa, Chordata, Lepidosauria, Squamata, Lacertidae. Gene Ontology annotation, biological process: regulation of cell cycle. The record is from RefSeq and is a predicted model, not a curated record.